GUGCCGAUUGUCAUGAUGUUGUUGGAGCCACUCAUCAUGAAGGUGCUGGCCAUGCUGUCCGGGCGCUCGGUGCUCUCGCACAUCUUGGUGGUGAACCGGCGGGCGCUCAACGCGUUCAUGAAGAUGCCGUUCAUCAUAGAGGUGGAUGAGCGGACCAUCCUGUUGUUGCAGAUGCUCGUGGGGUUUCUGAAGAUCUCGAUCGUCGGCCUGCUCAUGGCGGGCCUGGCCGCGCUAGUGGAGUUCCUGGUGGUGUGGUCGCUCAUGGUGGUCCUGGCUCUCCCGAUCGUCGGCUUGCCUAUGGGGCUCAAGAUCGCGCCGCCCCUGGGGCUCCUGGCGGCUCUUGGUGGUCCUGGCGACGGGGAUGCUCAAGAGUCUCUCUUAGUGUUUCUGAUCGUUGACCUGCUGAUGACUUUCCUGGAUAAUCUCGUGGUAGUCAUGGUUGUGCGGGCGCUCACGGAGUCCCUGAUGUUCCUGAUCGUCGACUUGCUGACGGCGUUCGUGGCGGCUCUUGGUGGUCCUUGCGACGGGGAUGCUCAAGAGUCUCUCUUAGUGUUUCUGAUCGUUGGCCUGCUGAUGACUUCCAUGGAUAAUCUCGUGGUAGUCAUGGUUGUGCGGGCGCUCACGGAGUCCCUGAUGUUCCUGAUCGUCGACCUGCUGAUGGCGUUCGUGGCGGUGCUAGUACUCAUGAUGUUCCCGGCCCUUUCGACCGUCAGCCUGCCAUGGCUCUAA
Prorocentrum cordatum is the source of this 729-nucleotide messenger RNA. The record is from the annotation of a GenBank genome assembly. Lineage: Eukaryota; Dinophyceae; Prorocentrales; Prorocentraceae.